Scaptodrosophila lebanonensis is the source of this 5693-nucleotide messenger RNA. RefSeq lists its product as uncharacterized. The coding region runs from base 306 to 5102 and encodes 1598 amino acids. Gene Ontology annotation, biological process: signal transduction; regulation of GTPase activity. The record is from RefSeq and is a predicted model, not a curated record. The transcript has 5 exons. NCBI's taxonomy places the organism in Eukaryota, Metazoa, Arthropoda, Insecta, Diptera, Drosophilidae. Gene Ontology annotation, cellular component: cytoplasm.
GAGAGUGAAUGGGGUGAAGGGGUGUCGCAAUCAGUAAACGAAGCAGAAGAAAACAACACACAGAAAUGUGAAGAAAAGUUUACAAUAACGCUUACUGGUAAAUACAAUACAGACAUACAUACAUACAUAUUUAAUAAAUAAUGUCGAAGCAAUAUAACAAAAACAAACAACGCGAUAAACGUGUGUGACAACAACAACAAGGAGCGGGCCAGAGAGUCAACGGCAACCACAGUUACAGAGAGUUCAGCUCUGCAUGUGUGUGUGUGAGAGAGAGGGAGUGAAAGAGAGAGUGUGGAAGAGUAAAAAUGGCUCACCAUUUACGAAGCUGCAGUGAUAUCAUUGACAACAACAACAAGCCGAAAUGCUGCAGCUGUCACUGUAAAUGGCAAGUGGACGGCGAAUCGCAGCCAAGCGUGGAGUCAACGGCUGCGCCGGCGCAGCGCAAACGCACCAAAGGGACGCGCAGCAACAAGUUGUGGCCGACAGAGGAGCACAUCUACGAGAAUUUGCAGCCGGCUGGUGGUGGUGGUGGUGGCAGUGACAGUGUGGCAGAGCAGCAGCGCUUGUUGCUGCGCAAAUACUUUCGACGCGAGGCCAUCUAUGAAAAUCUCUGCCGUGGUUGUGGCUACGGCGUAUUUGGCGCUCAAGGCCACUACUGCCACUUUUGUCAGUGCAUUGUCAAUGGUGUGGUGAGUGUUAGUCAGGAGACGACCUCCACGCCUACACCCAUCCCCACACCCACACCCACUUGCAGCACGCCAUCCCCCAGUGAGGGCAACAUUUAUGAGAAUAUUUGCGAGCAUUGUCGCAGCAUCUAUAGCGAUUGCGAGCAAUGUGCUUGCAACACAACGAAAGCAACGGAAGCUGCAGCCGCUAAAGCAACAACAGCAACACCAACAUCAGCACCAACUGCAACAACAAUUACAGUAAGUUCGAAAAAGAGUUCAUCAGCUGGUAAUGGCAGCCUAACGCGUCGCGGUCUAUUCCACAAUCUCUUCGGCUCGCUAAAACAACUUAAUCGCAGCGCUUCCAGCUCGAGUGCCAGCUCCGCCUCGUUGCAGCGUCGCAAGCAGCGCCUGUUCCAACGUGAAGCGGGCAAAGCCACAGGCGGUGGUUCCCUAGAGAUCAUCCAUAAUGUGGAUGAGGUCUUUCGUACCCAGGAGACGUUCGAUUUGGGGCGUAUUUGCGAGUUAAAGCGACUGCAGAGCAGCCACAGUGAACAGCAUAUUUACGGCCGUCUUAAGUGUCACGAAGAGCGCGAGGAGAAACAAGCACCGAUCGGCAUUCUAGAAGGACCAUCGCUGCAUCAACAGGUAGUGGUGGUGGUGGCAGACAAGGUCGAAGAACCGCAGCAGCAACAACAGCAACCACCACCCUCCAGUGCUAAGAAGCCACGAAUUUCACGCAUACGUCUGCUGCGCAGCGGCAACACUAAACCGGCAGAGAGUGUGGCAACUCUAAGCAUUCCACCUGCUCCAGCUUCACCUCCUCCACCAGCACCAACGCCACCACCACCUUCGGCCCUCUCCCCUCUCACUGCUUCCUCGCUCUAUUUAAACGAGAGCAUCUGCCUGUGGAUGUCAAUGCUGCGUUACGAGCAGCACAGUUAUGAGGAUGCCAGCAGUUUGGCGCUCAGUCAGCAGCCCAAACGCAUACCCUCCACCUACGAACAGCAGCAGCAGCAACAACAACAACAGUAUAGUGUGGAAACAGCUGUUACCCUGCGUAGAGAGCAGUCGUCCCCACCAAUGGCGCAUGAGCAGCGACUGGUGCUUGAUUUUAAAAGCAAUUUGCUUGCCAAAAUGAAGCUUAGCAUCGAAAGAGAGGAAAAGGAAGACGGAGAGGCAGAAGUUGAAGUAGAAGUAGGAGAACAAAGAGAAGAGGAAGCAGCAAUAACAACAACACUGUUGACAACGGACACUGUCCAGCUUCGCCUCGCCCCAUCAACAAACGAUCGACGUCGCUGCGGCAUCAACGAGCAUCAUGAUUCAGCUUUUGUCAGUGAAUUUCUCAGCUCGUUUGAUUGCAUUUCGGAGAUGAAAGAGGAGCCGACAAUGUCGCUGCCGUUGUUACCCACCAACAACAAGAUCAGCAGCAGCACCACUCGCACCACCAUCACCACACAAUUCUCUCACAUUUCGCUCUUUGCGCUGCUGCAAAGCGCCGCUCUGGCAGCAAGCCUGCAUUUAAGCGUUGUGGGCUGGGAGAGAACGUUGGUAGCGUUUUUGAGAGCCGCCCCACAACACACCAAAGUCAGAAGCGGCAGCAGCAGCAGCAGAGAGCGCUUAAUGCGACUAUAUCGGCGAUACGUCAACAGAGCCAACAAUGGUUACGGGCUGAGUGAGUCAGUUGUGGGGCGAACAGUAUUAUCAGCGACGCCAAAGAGUGACGACGUUGCGGUCGCUUGGCGCGACGCGAGCGAUAAACAACAACGAGAGCGCGGAUAUAACAACAACAACAAUAACAACAAAAGCGACAGCGCCAACGACAAUCAAUCGCUUGUAAAGGUUGGGGGUACGGAGGUGGGAUACAGCGACGAUCGCAUUAGCAGCGGCGAUAGCGUUGCGUUGUUAAUGGCGGCGUCCAAACCAACAACCGUCUCCGAGGUUGCCAACGACAAUGACAAAGUUGCGGUUCAACAUGCCCCCAAAUGUGGCAACAUGAAUGGUCAGCAGCAGCGUUGCAAGGUUAAGCGCCCAGCGCCACAGGUGCCCGUACGGAACCCCAGCACGGCGCUGAGUACGACGACGGCAGCACCCGUAAAGCCAAGAAUUGUAAACCGUCAGCUGCCAGUUGCCAAAAUGAAGAAGGCAGUGAAAGCCAUGGCGCCAAUGCCAGUGCCAGUGCCAGUACCAGCGUCGUCGUCGUCACCGAUGACGCAUGCCGAGCUGGCGAGUCAUGAGGCUGCGGCAGAGAAAAAUAACAAUAACAACAGCAGCAGCAACAACAACAACGACAGAAGCAUUAAGCAUGACGAAGACAAUAACAAUAAAAAAGAACUGGUGACAAAUGCAAGUUGCAAGGAUCAGCAGCAGCAGCAGCAGGAAGAUGAUGAUGAAGAAGAGUCCAUCUAUCAGCCAAUUUGGAAAUUUAAGACUUUAGGUGAGGCGCAGGAGUAUUACGAGGUGCCGCUCAACGAGGCGGACGAAGACGAAGAUGACGAUGAUGAUGAAGAUGACGGUGAGGAAGAAGACGAAGCAAUUAACGAUGACGAAGAUGAUCGAGAUGCGGAUGAUAAAACGGCCAUUGACUUUCACAUAAUAACUAGAGCUGAGGCAGAUGAUGCAGCAGCAGCAACAGCCGCAGCUGCAGCCUCGGCCGCAGUAGCCGCUGUGGCAGAUGAUGAUGCCGCAGCGUUGCAAGCGGCUGCAGCUUUUGCAGCCGGCGCUCGUCAAAAGUCCAGCCACAGAAGCAGCAGCAUGGUGGCGUCCAAGAGUGUUUCUGCUACGCCACUCCCAUCGCCCACAGCGUCAACAGAUCAGGGUGCUUGGGAAACGGAUGAUGAGUUCAUGUUUGCCACACAGUCGCAAUUCAGAAAAGAACAGCAACAGCCGCCCGAGGGGGAGGCCAACAUCAACAACAACAACGACACCAACCAUGCUGUAGAUGAUACCCUAAGCAUGGGCAGCACAGUCACGAAUAGCACUGCGACGCUCGGUUCGAUUAGUAGUCAGAGCAGCGGCUCAUCGGCGCCUACUCACGUGAGCCUCACGCAUCCCGUGCUACGGAAUAUCUGCAUUGUGUAUAGCCAGCUGGAUCCAAAGAAGUUUAGCGUCAUAUUCUAUGAAUAUCAGCGGGAGUUGGUGCAUCUGCAUUUCAUGACGCGUGUUCGUCGACCCGCACCCCCCAUCCCCACGCCGGCAAAGCAGCUGUGCAGCAGUCGUGGCAACAAUUACAAUAAUAAUAACGACGAUAGCGGCUGCAGCUGCGAAAUAGCCAGCUUGGAGGAGGAGACAGAGCAAGAAGCGGAGGAGGAGGUGGCGGCAGAGAGGGCUGUUGGUGAAAGUGACAACAUUGCCGCCAUACCGCAGCCCCUUAAGGAGGCCCUAGAGCUGGCCGUGCUGGCAGCGACAAGAGGCAAGCGUGGAGCUGCUGCCUCCGGCGGACGUUCCGCAAGAAAGUUGCGCGUGCGCUCCAACGCUCAUCUAAUCAUAUCGCAGUCGGUGCUGGCGUGGCGUGAACAGCUCCUAUACGAUGUGAACUAUUGUGAGGAUGAGGAAGACAUGAUUGUACCGGUGACUGAUAUUCUGCGAGCACAACAAAUCCAGGAAGACAAUGAAGUGCAGCAAACCCAGCAGACGAAUAUAUUGCAACGCUUUAAGAGUGCAUCCAUUGGGAAUUUGGUGGAUUUACCGGGGGAGGAUGACAAGAAAUCGAUUAAGAAUCGCAUGCGUAUGAAAUUGAAUAGCAAUGUGUUUCGCAUAAAUCGCUCGCCCCGGAGUGAGAAGAAAUCGCGUUCGCGUCGCAGCGAAGUCAACAGUCUCUACGUGGAUGAUCCAUACAGAUAUCCAUUGUUUGGAGCACCACUCAGCGCCCUGGAACUGAACAUGACCAGCCAUCCGAAUGUGCCACGAUUUGUUGUCGAUGUGUGCGCCUACAUUGAGAGACCCGAGUGCAUCGAACAGGACGGUCUAUAUCGUGCCUCGGGCAAUAAGCUGCUUGUCGAUGAUCUGAAAAAGCGAUUAACUCACUUGUAUGAUCCACGUAUUCUGCACACCGACGACAUACACACCCUCACCAGCCUGCUUAAGCUAUUCUUCCGGGAGCUAAGUGCCCCACUUAUCACACAGGAGGCCUACGAGCGACUCGGACAAAAUCUGGCCGAGCCCGCCGCCAUCGAGCGCAUGCGCACCGCCUUCGAUGAGAUGCCCGAGCCGAAUCGAUCCACUCUACGUUUCCUGAUCAAGCAUUUGACCAAUGUGGCAGCUGCUAGCGCCUCAAAUCGGAUGCCGGCCUCUAAUCUCGCCAUAGUCUGGGGACCCUGCCUAUUGGCCGCCAACUCCAUACAGUUCGAUAUCGGACGCAUGAAUAUGUUGGCGAAGGUGCUGAUCGAGAGCUACGACAGUAUCUUCAGGCCCGAUAAUGAACGUUUGGUGUGUUAGACACACACACACACACACAUACGUAUCACAAACACACAUCACACAAACAGACACACACACACACAUAUGCUUAGACACAUCACAAAUAAAUGUUGCGUCAUAAACAAUUGUCAGAAAUUGUAAAUUUUUCCUUUUUUUUUGCUGUUUAUUGAACAAUAUUUAAUACUUAAUUAUAUUUGUAACAUAUUUUUAAGUUUUAACAAGUUUUUUUUUCUUUUUUUUUGUGUUUUUGUGAGCAACAAAGUACCAAAAAGGCAGUAGGUCUAAGUUUAAUGUUAACGGAAACUUAUGGUUAAAAUAAAAAUACUUACCAUGACGACGAUAUUUGUACAGUGGAGCCUGUUUAUAAUCAAUUAAUUAUUGUCGCUUUUUUUUGUUUUUUUUUUUGUCCACUAAAUUGAUGAAAGUGUGCUAAUAGUAAGCCAAUACUUGUAUGUAAUUAUUUAAUUACUGAUUAUAAUAAUAACAAUAAUAUUUAAUGUAUGUACACUGCGCGUCAUCAGGUUAGAAACAAAAAUAAUUGUAAAACUAUAUUGUUGUUUAUAGUCGAUUCUAUGCUCAGUUAAAUAAAACAAAAAGUAUUGUUUUUCA